This is a messenger RNA of Oncorhynchus gorbuscha (pink salmon), 5019 nucleotides long. Its product is annotated as erlin-2-like. Lineage: Eukaryota; Metazoa; Chordata; Actinopteri; Salmoniformes; Salmonidae. Gene Ontology annotation, cellular component: endoplasmic reticulum membrane; endoplasmic reticulum. The record is from RefSeq and is a predicted model, not a curated record. Gene Ontology annotation, biological process: SREBP signaling pathway. Gene Ontology annotation, molecular function: ubiquitin protein ligase binding; cholesterol binding. The coding region runs from base 157 to 1191 and encodes 344 amino acids. The transcript has 13 exons.
GCAUGACGCAAAAUGAGGAAGUGAACUUUGUACUAGGUGUUAGCAAAUGUUGUUAGCGUAUAUGUUUUUUUAUUUAUUUAUUUUUUUUACCGUGGAGGAGGCACCUCGUGUAAUAAUACAGACUUAGAAAGUGGAACCAAAGAUACUGAACCAAAGAUGACUGAACCUUCACGUGCGAGCUCGAGUUUCACGACCUGGAUGGCACAGUUGGGUGCCAUUGCCUCAAUAAUCUGUGCGAUUGGUGGCGCUGCUCUCUUCGCCUCUGUUCACAAGAUUGAGGAGGGACACACUGGAGUUUACUACAGGGGAGGAGCUCUCCUGACCACCACCAGUAACCCUGGGUUCCACCUCAUGAUGCCUUUCAUCACUAACUUCAAGUCUGUGCAGACCACUCUACAAACGGAUGAAGUGAAGAAUGUACCAUGUGGCACAAGUGGGGGAGUGAUGAUUUACUUUGACCGGAUAGAAGUGGUGAACUACCUGGUGCCCUCAGCAGUUUAUGAUAUAGUGAGGAACUUCACAGCGGAUUACGACAAGGCCCUGAUAUUCAACAAGGUUCACCAUGAGCUCAACCAGUUCUGCAGUGUCCACUCUCUACAGGAGGUCUACAUCGGCUUGUUCGACCAGAUAGAUGAGAACCUGAAGCUGACCUUACAGGAGGAUCUGACCUGCAUGGCUCCUGGACUCAUCAUACAGGCAGUCCGAGUCACAAAGCCCAACAUUCCUGAGAGCAUUCGGAGAAACUACGAGAUGAUGGAGGCUGAGAAGACAAAGCUUCUGAUUUCUGCUCAGACUCAGAAGGUGGUGGAGAAGGAAGCGGAGACAGAGCGGAAGAGGGCUGUGAUCGAGGCAGAGAAGUUAGCUCAAGUGGCUGAAAUCAAGUUUAGCCAGAAAAUCAUGGAGAAAGAAACAGAGAAAAGGAUCUCUGAAAUUGAAGAUGGAGCAUUCUUGGCUAAGAUGAAGGCCAGGGCCGAUGCAGAGUUCUACACAGCAGAGAGAGCAGCCGAGGCCAAUAAGUUGAAGCUGACGCCAGAGUAUCUGCAGCUUAUGAAGUUCCAGGCCAUAGCAGCUAACAGUAAGAUCUACUUUGGGAGUAAGAUCCCCCAGAUGUUUGUUGACUCUGGCCCCUCCUCCACUAAGGCCUCUGAUGCCAUGGACGACCUAACUGAACAGAUACAAGACCUAGACUGAUGGAAAGGAGAAGAGAAGAGACUCAUCCCAGGGCUGGAGCUGUGGAGCUGGGCCCAUGCUAGCCACAAGGUGGGGUGAAAGAUGAGCCUUGGGUCAUGUGUCCCAAAUGGCACCCUGUUCCCUAUAUAGUGCACUACUAUUUUUGAAGUAUCUGGCCAGUGAAAAUCUCAGUUUUAAAAGUUAAUAUUCUGUUAACUCAUACCAAAAUGUUUUUGACUUGUCUUAUUCAUAUUUGUGGCCAAAGAACUUUAUACUUUUAAAAAUGUUUUUAAAAAAACACUUCAAAAACCCCACCUCAAAAAGUCAGUUUAAAAACAUUUAAAAAUGCUUGCUAUUUCCUCAAAACAUGAUGUCUUAUUGGCUGAUCUGGCCAAUGAGCGGUCUACUAGCAUGAAUAUUUUUAAUGACCAGUAUACGGCCACACCAUUCUGUUGGGUUAUGCCCACACCAUACAAACACAUGAACGCUGCUUUCUAACCUGCUUAAUUGCCAUUUUUUGGGAAGGAAAACUAUUUUACUCGUGUUAUUAAUUCUAGGUCAUAUUUCAUAGAAGUCUGGUCCACAGAUACUUUAAAAGAGGCAACCAGCAGUUGCUACAUUCAUUUUUGGAGUUAUACAUUAAUGAUAUGUACCUUAUUGAAGAAUAUAACUUAUAAAUGCCCCAUGAGCUUAGGUCAGCUGCCGUACCCCAUCAGAACCCCAAAUAUAUGCUUGUUUUACUCCAGUGUUUGUUAACAAAGUAAAUGUAAACACACUAUAUAGCCUCAACAUGACCCAUAGCUCUGUUUAUUCAUUUUAGUGGUUACAUUCUUCCAGCCCCAUCCCUCAUCUUUUUACCAAACAUUACAUUUUUGUUCUACCACUGAUUGACUUUUUAAAGCGCAACUGAAGGCAAACAACUUCUCGGAUUAGAAAAUGGCAUAUGUGGCAUCUAUAUUAGUCAAACAUUUAUUCUAGUGUCAAAAUGUACUACAAAGUGUAAAUAGGAUAAUUUUGUUCAUAAAGUCAGUCUUGUCCAAUGCUCACUUGGCCACUAACACAGGGUUACAGCUGUGGUGAUUGCCUCUAUCCACUCCUACUGCAGAACACCCAGACAGUGAGACAUACCUGCCCAUUAGCAGGUAACCCGGGACCGGUUUAAAAAAUGAAUGGAAGUAUGGAGGUGGUUUUGUGCCUACAAAAAAAGGGGUUAAAUAUGUGUCCAAAAAAAUAUAUAUAUUUCCUGAUCUUUCUUAUAUCUCCUAGAUAUGGGACAGACACUUCAAAACCUUAUUCCUUAUGAUUUCCCCAUCUUUUUUUGUCCAUUUAUGAAUGUGUUAUUCAUGGAAUUUCUAAAGCUCAAAUUUAAAUAUUUAAUCAAAUUUUUGUUUAUAUUUUUUUGAUACCUACAGGGGCCUAAAAUUCGAAAUCAAAUAGCUAACUGAUCCAUGGUUUGACCAAUUCCAGGUCAGCUUAGUAGAACCCCUACCCAUAAGUGCACUACUACCCAUAAGGCUCUGGUCAAAAAUAGUACACUAUAUAGGGAAUAGGGUGCCUUUUGGGAUGCUACCCUGGACCGGAGGUUUUACUAGCCCUACAACAGACCGUAGGCGAAACAAUGAUAUCUUGAAUGUAACAGUGUGGUUUGGGACAUUUUAAACAUUAAUUGAACUUUUGCAAGUGUAUGAUGUAUGUUUUGUGACUUCAUUUAAUUGGUAGCACUUUCAUGUCUUUUCUAUGUGUUGCAUAGCUCAUAAUACAGUAAGUGUGUGAGAGAUGUGUGCAGAGAUAUAGUUGUGUAUGGUUAACUACAUUAUUAAUGAUUCAUUUACUUAAUCAUACACAAUACAUUGUUUGGAAUGCCUUGUUUCUUCACACAGAUCCCUCUCCCAUAUGAAUUGGCUGAGUGUCUUCACCUUAUCUCACCCGGAUCGUCUCACAAUAGCAGAUGUAACAGAUCUUAACUAGCCCACUGAAUGAACAUGACUUUACCUCUGUUUCAGAGAGUGAGCAUUGAUGUUCAAUUGUUUUUUGACUCAAGAAAAGUCCAGGUUGACUUGUUUUCUCUCAAUUAUCUGUAAUUAUGCUGGGCAAAAGGCCAUUAUAUUCAUGUCUGCUCUUGAGAGAGUGUCCUAGACACAACAGAGUAUCUGUUAGAAUUGAGAUGUUGAGAAACCAGCUUCUCCUUGAGUGGGAACAUUGUCCCAUGCUGGAACAGAGAGAGCAAUGGCUUCUCUGUCAGUAGUAGUCAUAGUAUGAGGGAUACAGAUGAACAACUCUGAUAACGACAACUUGACAAACCACACUACACUCAAAGCAUGUUCUGCUAGUGGUGUUUGACGGUUGGUCUCGUGCUUUGCCACUCGUUUUAAACCAUUACAUUUUAUUUUCUGGUAUUGACUAUAAAUGUUGUAGGAAUGUUAUUGAACUACACAGAUGGAUACCUUUUCUGAAACUGAGGCAAACUUUGGGCUGAAACUCUCCUGGUUUUGCUUGGGAAGGAAAGGGAAGGGAAGGGGGGUGACAUUAGAAAAGGGUUCGGGACUCACUAUAAAAGUAUUAUAAAUUAUCUUCAGCAUCAAAUCUUCCUGGGAAUUUGGGAUUUGUGACAUUAUCUAAUUGUACAUUAUACAAAAAGUUCUACAUGCAAUACAAGCCUCACACUCAUUGAUGAACCAUCUUAACCCUCUGCUAUUGCCUAUCCCCAUGAUUUGGUGAAGGGGUGAUACCAACCAAAUCCAAUUUGAUUGCUAACAUACACAUAUUUAGCAGAUGUUAUUGCGGGUGUAGUGAAAUGCUUGUGUUCCUAGCUCCAACAGUGCAGUAGUAUCUUAACAAUUCAUAACAAUACACACAUCUAAAAGAAUGGAAUUAAGAAAUAAAUAAAUAUUAGGUUGACCAAUGUCGGCGUGACAUUGACUAAAUAGAAUACGGGAGAAUAGAAUACAGUAUAUACAUAUGAAAUUAGUAAAGCAGUAUGUAAACAGUAUUAAAGUGACCAUGUCUAUGUACACAGCCUUGUAAGGUGCAGGGUUGAGUAACUGGGUGGAAGCCGGCCAGAGAGCGCUAUUUAACAGUCUGAUGCCCUGUCCAACCACUCCCAGUUCAGUAUUCAAUAAAAAAUAGCAACUUUUGUCGUUAUCUGCUUGGCAUUUCAUACAGGCUCUACAUGGAAACAUUGUUUUUCCUGACAUUGAGUGCGUUACAGGUGCGUGUUUUAACAGUACAUUUUAUCGCCUGCGUCUCAUCUGCGAGUCAUGACAGAUCAUGUCCAUAUAUAUUAAUUUCGUCAUUGUGACGCAUGUUGGCUGAAUAUUGGACCAGGCCUCUUGUUAUUUUCCAAAUAAAAUCUCUGUCAUCUUCCAUGGAAAGGAAUGGUGGAAAGAAAAAAACAAUAGUGGUUUUUCUUAUUAAAGUGAUUUUAUUUACAUAAAAGCAAACAAAAGCUGACUUGUCUUAGUCAUUCAUAUUGGAAGGAUGAGUCAAUGGUAUAAACAUGUAAUGGGGUUUUCAUGAAAGAUGCAACUGCAGCUUUUUGACUAUUUCACACACUGGUGCCCUCAGUGUAGUGUUGGACUGAGUUCAUUUGGGGUGAAUCAUUUGUAUGUUUUUCACCAACGCUUUGACUAAAGCAAUGACUUGUUUGAGAGGCACUAUGCAUUAAACUGUUCUCUCAAUGUAACACUGGUUUGUUCUGGCUGUGUAAACUGUUUGUUAGACUCUCUCAGGUUGACUUGACUGAUUAUGACUUGAAGGAGACUCUUUUGCACUCGCUCACUGAUGUUAUUGUGAAUCAGAAAUCCAUUUUGUGAUUUACACGAUUAAAUGUUUAUCUUUGAUAACAAGGUA